AAUAAUCUUUGCUUGUGCGUGGGCAGCUUAACGGAAAUUAAGUUGACGCAGGGCCAAACGAUGCGCUGGCUGCUGCUGCUGUGUGUGCCGCUUUUGGUGGCAACUGUGUGCUUUGCACUGCCCAAAUCCAAUCAUACUGCGAGCUAUGAGCAGUCUACGCUGCGUAUACUUAAUGUUGCCUCGCAGCGUAUGCACAGCAUUUGGGAUAUGCAUAAGCGCAUGUUUUUGCAAUUGACUUCGAAAGGCAAAUCGCCACUGGGACCUGCGCCCACCAAGCAGGAUGUGGAUUUGGAAACCUACAAGCUGUUCUAUGAGCUGGCUGCCAACCUGAGCGUUGUGCCCGUCGAGCAGCUGCGCGAUGCAAAGCUGCAGCGACGCGUGCAGAGACUGUCGAAGCUGCAGCUGCGUGGCUUGCGCUUCAGCGACUACGAGCUGGCCAAGGAGCAGCUGCGCAGCAUGCAAACCUUUGUCAGUGGCCAGCUGGUCUGCACGCAUGAGGAGUGCACCUCACGCAAGCCGCUGGCCAUGUAUCCGCAUAUUUACAAUCAGAAUAUGCGCAGCAAGCGCUGGGAGGAGCUGCGUUUCAAUUGGUACACUUGGCGCAAUGCUAUCAACGACAAGGACACAGCACGGAAUACGUUUAUUGAGUAUGUGCGACUGCUGCGCGUUGCUGCCACCUACAAUGGCCAUGUGACGCCAUCGCGCACUUGGUAUUUGUACUACGAGACGGAGAACUUUCAAGCGGAAAUGGAAGCGGUUAUUUGGGAGAUAAUGCCGCUCUAUAGAGAGAUGCAUGCGUUCCUUAGACACGCUGCUAUGCAUAUGUAUCCCAAGGCGGAGAUCAAGGACGAUGGCGCCAUACCAGCGCCAGUUAUGGAUCAGAUGAUAUCGCAAGCUUGGUAUCCGCAUCAAAUCUUUCCAACGCCACAUCCGAAUGAUCAGCUGCCGUCGGUGCAUCAUCGCCUGGAGGAGGUGCUGGUUACGCCCGUUAAAAUCAAUAAGAAGGCCGCUGAGUUCUUUGAGUCGCUUGGGCUGAAUCAUAUGUCGGACAACUUCUUUGAGCGCUUUGCACGUCGCAUGGGCGAGGAUGAAGCUGGUGCGGACUGCAAGUCGCAGGUGUACUACUUCCCACCGGAGGUAGCGCUGCGCUACUGCCCCAAGCCCGACUAUAAGAAGCUUAUGCAAAUACACGGCUCCAUGGCCGAGCUGCAGUAUAAUGUCUACAAGCGUGAGCUGCCAUUCGGCUUGGACAUUGAGCCCUGUCCGGGCUUUGCCAGUGCGCUGGGCGAGACGGCGGUGCUGGCAUCGGGCACGCCGCGUCAUUUGCAUCGUCUGCACAUACUGCUCAACGAUAGUCUGACCGAGAAUCAGUCGCUCAAUCGUCUGUUCCGCAUGGGCGUGCAUACGCUGCUAGCAGUGCCGCAAUAUUUCAUCAAUGAUAGAUUCCUAGUCGAUGUCAUGGACGGACGCAUACGCACGCAGGACUUGAACUGCGCCUACUGGCGACUGCAGGAUAAAUACGCGGGCGUGCAGCCGCCCAUUUGGCGUACGAUGAAGGACUUUGAUAUGGACUACAGAUUCUAUCGCGGCUUGAAUCCAGAUCAAUCGAACACAAAAAAAUUUAUAUCGGAAAUACUGGGCUUUCAGUUCUAUCGCUCGUUUUGCCUGGCAAGCGGUCAGUAUAAGCCUGGCGAUGACAUUUAUCCUUUGCACAACUGCGACUUCUAUGACAGCAAGGAGGCGGGCAAGCUAAUGCGCGAAAUGAUGCAAUUGGGCGCCACCAAGCACUGGCGUGAUGUUAUGGAAAUGGCUACGGGUGAGCGCAAGUUAAGUGGACGCGGCAUUUUGGAAUACUUUGCGCCACUCUUCACUUGGCUAAAGGAACGCAAUCAGCAGCUGGAGAUUGAGCAUGGCUGGGAUGCUGAGGACAUGUGCCGCAAGGAAUAAAUUUAUAUAAUAAAUAAA
This is a messenger RNA of Drosophila busckii, 1965 nucleotides long. It is a transcript of the gene Ance-5, whose product is annotated as angiotensin-converting enzyme. The transcript is spliced from 7 exons. NCBI's taxonomy places the organism in Eukaryota, Metazoa, Arthropoda, Insecta, Diptera, Drosophilidae. Gene Ontology annotation, cellular component: plasma membrane. Gene Ontology annotation, molecular function: peptidyl-dipeptidase activity; metallopeptidase activity. Gene Ontology annotation, biological process: proteolysis. The record is from RefSeq and is a predicted model, not a curated record. Bases 61 to 1947 code for a protein of 628 amino acids.